AUGCUCGAAUCCGUCGUCGCGAACCUGCUCAACAGGUUCCUGGGCAUGUACGUCCAGAACUUCGAUCCCAAACAGCUCAAUGUCGGCAUCUGGUCCGGCGACGUCAAGCUCCGCAAUAUGGAGCUCCGCCGCGAGGCGCUCGACCAGCUCCGCCUCCCGCUCAACGUCAUCGAAGGCCACCUCGGCCAACUGACCCUCCAGAUACCCUGGUCGAACCUCCGUGGGAAGCCUGUGCGCGUGAUAAUCGAAGACGUGUUCCUGCUGGCGGCGCCGAAGGUCGACACGGAGUACGACGUGGACGAGGAGGAGCGGCGGCAGCACGCGGUGAAGAUGGAGAAGCUGGAUAGCGCAGAGUUGCUGAAGGACCGGAAUACGGAGGGGAUGAGCCAGGAGGAGCAGCAGAAGAAUCAGAGCUUCACGGCGAGCUUCGUCACCGCCAUUGUUGAUAAUGUGCAGGUAUCGGUGAAGAAUAUCCAUAUUCGAUACGAGGAUUCGAUAUCGCAUCCGGGCCAUCCGUUUGCGUUGGGGAUCACGCUGGAGGGGUUCGACGCUGUCAGCACGGAGGCGGAUUGGCGACCGACAUUCAUUCAGAGCACCUCGGGGACGACACAUAAGCUUGCGUCGCUGAAGUCGCUGGCUGUAUAUUGGGAUACCGAUAACGAGCUAUUGAGCUCUGGCGUCGGUACCCAGGAAGGUCUGGAACACGAUGAUUUCGUCGAGAGGCUGAAGUCGAUGAUUGCUCGUACGGAUGAGACCGACUUAGAUUCGCAUCAAUACCUACUCAAACCUGUCACCGGCCGAGCAGGUCUGGAGAUAGACAAGUCCGGCAAGCUGGAUCGUCCUAAGAUGAAGGCCAAGCUCCUGUUCGAUGAACUCGGUUUCAUCAUGGACAACGACCAGUAUCGAGAUGCAUUGAUGCUGGUGGAUCUAUUCCAUUAUUAUAUCAGGCACCAGGAGUAUAGAAAGCUACAGCCGAAGAGCAAACCAAAAGAAGACCCUCGCGCGUGGAUCCAAUUCGCAGGACAGGCGGUAUUGGACAAAAUCCAUGAACGCAACCGAAGAUGGUCCUGGGAGUAUUUCAAGGAGCGGAGAGAUGACCGCAUCCGCUACAUCGACUUCUUCAAGAAAAAGAAGAAGGACGUUAAGUUAACCCCCGACGAGGCCACGGAUCUAGACGAGCUCGAGCGCAAACUCACAUACGAAGACCUCCGCUUCUGGCGCUCAUUAGCACGGAAUCAGCUCCGCAAGGAGAAUGUCGGGGUCAAGAAGGAGCCACCGCAGCAGACCUGGUCACAAUGGAUAUGGGGCGCCAAUAAGCCAUCACAGGAGGAGGCCCCCGAGGACCGCCAGAUGACGGAUGAGCAACGAAAGGAGUUGUAUGAGGCCAUCGAUUGGGACGAGAAAAAGUCCAUCGAGGAAGCCGUAGACGUGCCGAAGGAGUAUGUCAAGCUGCAGGUCGAGAUGAGCCUUCGCACCGGUAGCUUUACGCUACGGCGACAACCGCACGGGAAGAAGACGGAAAUCCUCAAGCUGUUGUUCGACUCAUUUAGGACGGAAUUGUUGAGGCGGACGGACUCGAUGCUGGCGAGAGUCGACCUCGAGGGAAUGAGACUGUACGAUGGGACCACGAAAGGUAGUUUGUUCCCGCAAAUAAUCUCGAUCAAGGACGCCCCUGCAGUUCCCGACGAGGAACGGAUCAAGGAACUUGACGAUGACGAGAUGCUGAAAGAGGGCGAGAAGUCCGACGGAAAUCAGGACGAGGAUGCAGCGGAGGACGACCCCUUCUUCCAUCUAGAGUUCGAGAAUAAUCCUCUCGAUGGGAGCGCGGACACUGCCUUGACGGUUAAGCUAAAGGCACUUGAGAUCAUCUACAACCCCAAAUUCCUGGAGGGGAUCGUCAAGUUCUUCAAACCCCCGAAACGACACAUGGAGUCCAUUGGCGCACUAAUGGAGACGGCUGGUGCCACAGUUGAGGGCAUCAGGAAGCAGACACGCGCGGGACUGGAGUUUGCUUUGGAAGAACACAAAACCAUCAACGCGAACCUCGAUCUUCAAGCGCCCCUGAUCAUUAUCCCCGACUCCGUCACCGAGAAGAGCAGUCUGUGCCUGAUCGUCGACGCUGGUCACGCUAGCGUGCGAAGCAAACUCGUCGACAAAGGCACACUGCGUGACGUCCAGAAUAAGCAGCACCAGCGCUAUACAGAGGAAGACUACCGGCGUUUGGAAGGGCUGAUGUACGACCGGUUCCUCCUUAAGCUUGAUUCCACGCAGCUGCUGCUUGGAACCACGAUCGGUGAGACGAAGAAGCAAUUGGCGGAAGACACAGAGUCCAGGAGCUUCCAUCUCGUGGAGCGGAUCAACAUGGAUUUCACACUGGAUAUCUGCAUCAUCCCGAAGGCGUCAACGUUAACGAAAUUCCGGAUAUCGGGACACUUGCCAGUUCUACACGCGUCCGUGUCGGACAAGAAGUACAAGAGCUUGAUGAAGCUCAUUGAUGUGGCUAUUCCCAAAUUCACCGAUGAGAGUGAGCGAAAUCAAGAAAAGAAAAUUGCGAGAUCACCGAGCCCACCGCCAACCAACACCGAUGAGCUAGGCAGGCCACGAUCGAAGUCAUUCCAGUUCUCGGGCGACGAGGUGGCCCAAUCGCUCGUCGUGGAUGAAGAAGAAUCAGACACCAGCAGUCAGCGAGAGAAAGCGGAGAGCGAGAAGAAAGACGCCGAACUCCUAUACAAGCAGCGGAACUUUGAGUUUAAUUUCACAGUUGACAAACUCGUGGGAUCGUUAUAUCGGGCUGAUCCGGAAGGAAAGAAGGCGGAUGACCUAUUGGUCGAGCUCGUUGCGAAUGCAUUCUCUUUGCAAUUCUACCAGCGUCCAUUUGACAUGGCGGCCGAGGUCAAGCUGAAGAGCUUGGUGGUUGAAGACCACGUCGAGGAAGAUCCGAGCCCGGAGUUCAAGAACAUCGUCUCGUCGGACGAUCUGAACACGGCGUCAGAGAAAGACCUCUUCUACCUGAAGUUCACACGCGUUAAUCCCAAAUCGCCAGAGUUUCAGUCCGUCUAUGAUGGCAUUGCGAUGAAUGUUGACGCAGCAGUGUCAGCGAUCAAUGUCAUUGUCACACGACGCACUCUGUUGACGCUCUUAGACUUCGUCCUGACUACCUUUACUGGUGGUGACAAUCAACGUGUUUCACAGCAGGUGUCAGACGCAAAAAUGCUCGAGGACAAGCCCGAGGAACAAGUUGUUCGACCGCAACCAAGUCAAGAUAAGAUACGGGUACGAACCGAGCUCAAGAAGAUCUCUUUGAUCCUAAAUAACGAUGGGAUCCGGCUCGCAACCCUGAGUUUGAGCUCCGCAGAUGUCGGAGUCUUCAUCAUGGGCAAGUCCAUGCGCGUCGGAGCACGCCUCGGAGAUCUCUCGCUCAUCGACGACGUCAACCAAGGCGUCCCCGAGGACUCCUCGCUUCGGCAACUCGUCACGAUCCAGGGCAAGGAACUGGCGGACUUCAGCUACGAGACCUUCGAUUCGCAAUCAGAGUCCUAUCCAGGCUACGACAGCUCCAUCUUUCUCCGCGCCGGUUCCAUCAAGGUCAACUUCGUCACCGAGCCGUUCCGGAAGAUCAUGGACUUCACCGUCAAGUUCGGCAAGAUGCAGGCGAUCUUCAACGCCGCCAGGCAGGCGGCCGCGCAGCAAGCGAGCCAGAUGCAGGAGACGGCGAAUAAGAUGCAUUUCGAUAUCUUGGUUAGGACCCCGAUUGUCGUCUUCCCGCGGAUAGUGUUCAAGGAGAAUACUGAGCGCGACACUUUAACCGCGUAUCUGGGCGAGAUCUACGCCAAGAACGAGUUCGUGGCGCCCAAGGGCGGUGACAGUGAAGAGCAUUCGAACCACAUCAAUGCUGGGAUUCGGCAUAUUCGGAUGGCAUCUAACUUUCACUAUGGGGACGGCCAAUCUGAGGCGCUCCAGCUACUCGACAAAACCGAUCUAAGCUUCGAGGUCAACUACAUCGAGCACAAACCCGGCAUGGAGAGACCCGACAUGGAGAUCGCAGGAUCGCUAUCCGACACCAACCUUCGAGUCACCCAGGACCAGUUGAAGUUCAUCUUGGAACUGUUCCGAACGAUCCCUCCCGCCUUCGCUAUGGAUCCCGGCGACGAGAUGCAAGAGGAUGUAUACAACGAGCUUCCGGAAAGCACCGCGGCGCCUGCCAGGGCGCUCACGGAGAGGAGUCAAGAAUCAUCCGAAUCUCAAGCAUCAGACGAGCCGCCGUCCGGGAAUUGGACGACGCUCGAUCUGGUGUUUAAAGCGCCAACAAUCGGCGUGGAAUUGAUCAACGCGGCUCCGAACGAACCGGUGAAGGAUCUCGAGGACGCCAGUCUCUCGAAGUUCUCGCUAAACCGGACGCACGUCAAGCUGCGGAUGAUGAAGGACGGGGCGCUGGAGUCCGAGCUGCUCAUCCGAUCGUUCAGCAUUCGCGACAGCCGAACGCGGGACUCGAAUAAGUUCCGGAAGAUCAUGUCGCUGAUUAACAAUGAUGUCAAGCAGCAGUUCAUGGCGAGUAUUUCGAUCUCGGGUGGGAAGGAAAGGAGUUUGGUGGCGAUGUUGACCAUCGAUAGCCCGAGGAUGAUCCUCGCCUUGGACUAUCUGUUCUCUAUCCAAGCGUUCAUCAAUGCGGGCUUGACUAUCGACGAACCACUCGAGGUUGAUGAGGAGACCGAAACCACAGCCACAGACGCGGAAAGCUCGGUUAGCCUUCACUCGGAGGGCCGGAGGACUAAGGGAACUCAAGCGGUGUCCAAACUGGAUACUCAAACGGGCAAAUCCGAAGGACGAGAGAUGCAGGUAUCGUUCCGGGUGAACGUCGUCGAUGCACAGGUCAUCCUCUUAGCCAACCCUGCCAUUACGAACACGGAAGCCGUAGUCCUUGGCACCAAACAAGUGUUGGUCUCCAAGCAGAAUGCCAUGACCCUCCAGGUCGAUCGGGUGGGAAUGUUUCUCUGCCGAAUGGACCAAUUCGAAACCACCCGACUGCGGAUCCUCGACGACUUCAGCGUCCGCACGUCGUUGGACAUCCAGACGCAAGGCAAAUCCACCACGCGGACGAACAUCCACGUCGACGUCGACCCACUCAUCCUUCGUUUGUCGCUUCGCGACAUCCUUCUCGCGAUGCAGAUCCUGGCUCGCGCAUCGGAGAUGAGCGGGGGCACGGAGAAGAAGAUCGAGGAUCAUGAGCCGAAGAAGCUGAAGGAGAUCAAAGGCACCUCAUCGAAGUCCUCGAGGCCGAAAUCCUCUCGCAAAGACCGCUCGACUGCCGGUGCCCCGAGAGCGAAGUCCCUUUCUGCAGCGCAGUCGCAGGCCAUUUCGGCGGACGUCAAGUCAGCUCGACAGCCCGGCGUGAUCCAGCACGAGGAGAUGGAUAUGGAAAUCGGGGGCAUUCGAGUCGUCCUGAUCGGAGACAAGCAUGAGCUCCCGAUGCUAGAUUGGAGCGUCAAGAAGUUCAACGUGCAGGUGCGCGAUUGGACCGGCGCGAUGACCGCGGAUACCUCCAUCGACACGUAUUUCAACGUCUUUAACUUCUCCAAAUCGGCGUGGGAGCCGCUGAUCGAGCCGUGGCAGCUGGGUUUCCACAUGUCGAAGGACCAGAAUCCGGACAAGCUAAGCGUGGAGCUCUACACGCGCAAAUCGAUGGAGGUGACGGUGACGGCGGCGACGAUUGCGCUGGCGUCGAAGUCGGCGGACUUUUUGUCGACCGAUGAGGAUGUCCUGUCCAAGCCACGGGGAAUGGAGGCGCCGUACAAACUCAGGAAUUAUACCGGCUUCGACAUCAACGUCUGGGGAGUGACGGAUUCGAGUGAUGGUGGUCCGGCGGCCAAACUCACGGAUGGGGACGAAUGUCCCUGGAGGUUUGAGGAUCCGCUAACGACUCGAGAGACACUGUCGCCCGAGGGUGCCACUGGCAUCGUUGGCGUGCGACUCGAGGGCAGCGGCUUCGACAGCGUCGAGAAGGUCCCCGUCAACCGGGAGGGGGAAGUGCUGUACAACCUGCGACCCCGCAAAAACAAAGUCCAGCAUCGCCUCCUCGUCGAGGUCUCGCUGGGAACCGACAACGUAAAAUACAUCACCUUCCGCUCGCCGCUCCUCGUCGAGAAUAACACACAGAUCCCUAUAGAGCUGGGCGUGUACAAUCCUGACGAGGGCCAUAUCCUCAAAAUAGAGAAGAUCCCACCCGGUGACGCGCGACCUGCGCCCGUCGGUGCUGCGUACCUCCAUUCGCUCAUCGUCCGGCCCGAUCAGGGUUUCGGGUAUACGUGGAGCUCCGAGCGGUUGUUCUGGGGAGAUCUGCUCAAGCGGCAGACCCGGACCAUCACCUGCCAUGGCGAGCACGACGACCAUGCUCCCCCGUUUUACUUCCAGAUGCACGCGAAUUUCGAUAAGAGGAACCCGAUCGUGGGGAACUACCCGUACAUGCGGAUCCGCCUCUCGGCGCCCGUGGAGAUCCAGAACCUGCUUCCGUACGAUUUCAAAUACCGCAUCUUCGACCACCAGACCAAGAAGGACUGGACGAACUUCCUGCGCAAAGGGGGGGUCAGUCCGGUGCAUGUCGUCGAGCUGUCGCAUUUGUUGAUGAUGAGCAUCGAAAUGCAGGAUACCCCGUUCAAGCAGAGCGAGUUCGCCGUCAUCAACUCGUCGGAUCGCGAGAACUUCCGGCGGGAGAAGACGAUGGAGGUGAAGGAUAACAAUAACCUCUCGUUGCAGUUGAAGCUGCAUUAUUUCAAUAUCCCUGAUAGCGGAGGUGCCUUUAAGGUCACAUUGUACAGCCCAUACAUCAUCCUCAACAGGACAGGGCUUCCGAUUGAUCUGCGAAGCAAGGUGUUCAUGGGCUCGACCAAGUCUGCUGCUGGCCAGCCUAUGGAUGCUGACAGUGACGAUGCGAGAGCGAUGCCGCUGAUGUUCUCCUUCCCGACCGACGAUCGCAAGAACAGAGCGCUGAUUAAGGUGGGAGAUUCCCAUUGGAGCAAGCCGCAAAGUUUCGAUGCUAUCGGUAGUACCUACGACGUCACGCUUCCUUCCUCUACGGGUCGUUCGGAGAUGCAUAUAGGUGUAUCAGUAGCAGAAGGCGAAGGAAAGUACAAUCUGACGAAGGUCGUCACCCUUGGUCCCCGAUUCAUCGUCAAGAACCGGCUUUCGGAAGAAAUCAAUGUUCGAGAACCCGGAUCUUCAGACAUCAUGACCUUGAAGCCUGGAGAUCUUCUCCCCCUCCGGUUCUUGCGACAGCGAGCUGGCCAACAACUCUCGAUCUGCUUCCCGGGUGUCAACAACACCUGGUCGUCGCCAUUCAAUAUUGCGGAUGUCGGCAGCGUCCAUGUCAAACUUGCGAAGUCCGGGCAACGGCAGAAGCUUAUGCGCAUCGACGUGCUCAUGGAGCAUGCCACGCUCUUCCUCCAUAUCAGCACGGAAACGAAACACUGGCCGUUCUCGAUGCGGAAUGAAAGCAAUACGGAGUUUAUCUUUUACCAGACCAAUCCAAACCUAGAUGAAGAUGAAGAAGAACGUACCACUGGCUGGAAACCAAUCCGGUAUCGACUUCCGCCUCGCAGCAUCAUGCCAUAUGCGUGGGAUUACCCUGCAGCACGGCGUAAGGAGAUCGUCCUGAGAGCCGAGGGCAAGGAGCGACAUGUCAAGCUGGCAGAGAUUGGCAAUCCGCCACCGAUGAAGCUGCCUCCUACAAGCCCAUCCGGUAGAGGAAAAAUCAUCGAUCUUAACAUCGUCGCAGAGGGACCUACUCAGUCCCUUUUGCUUUCCAACUACAAGCCAUCCAAGAGCUUGUAUCGUCAACAUUCCAAUGCCGCCUCACAAUCGGGCUCGACCGGGUUUGAGGUCAAGGACGUGGACACGGAUGUCAACUUCACGGCUCAGAUACGGUUCGCUGGACUUGGCGUGUCGUUGAUCAACAGCCAGCUUAAAGAGCUAGUCUAUGUCACACUCCGCGACAUCGAAAUCAAGUACUCGGACUCUCCGCUAUACCAGACCGUCAAGUCCACGAUCAAGUGGAUCCAGAUCGACAACCAGCUUUAUGGUGGCAUUUUCCCCAUUAUACUCUAUCCCAGCGUGGUUCCAAAGACUGGAAAGGAGAUGGAAGCUCAUCCGAUUCUGCAUGCGGCGAUCACGAAGGUCAAGGACGAUUCGUAUGGCGUGAUUUAUAUCAAAUAUUUCACCGUCCUGCUCCAGCAGUUAACGAUAGAGAUCGACGAGGAUUUCAUCUUUGCUCUGCUUGACUUUGUGAAGAUCCCUGGCGCUUCGUGGUCGGAAGAGAAACAAGGGAAACUCUGCGAUGAGGCCCUCGAUAUUCCGGAACCUACGCAGGAUCAAUCUAGUCAGGAUAUCUAUUUCGAACUCCUUCACUUGCAGCCAAUGCAGUUCGACCUGUCCUUCGUUCGGACCGAACGCAUCAAUGCGGAGGACACAGCAACUUCGAACAAUCCUCUGAUGUUCGCGGUCAAUGUCUUGACCAUGUCCAUUGGCAACGUCAACGAUGCUCCAAUCAAGUACAAUGCUCUCAUGCUCGAGAACGCGCGUGUAUCGAUGGCAACUCUGAUAAACAAUAUCCGGACGCAUUAUGUCCAGGAAAGUUUGCGACAAGUCCACAUUGUCCUUGGUUCCGCCGACUUCCUCGGAAAUCCGGUUGGUCUGUUCAAUAACGUUAGCUCCGGUAUCCAAGAUAUCUUCUAUGAGCCAUAUCAAGGUCUCGUAAUGACCGACCGCCCUCAAGAUCUGGGCAUCGGCAUCGCCAAAGGUGCCUCCAGCUUCGUGAAGAAGUCGGUCUUCGGCUUCUCCGAUAGCAUGGCGAAGUGGACCGGAAGCGUCUCGAAGGGGCUUUCAGCUGCGACGCUUGACAAGGAAUAUCAGGAUCAACGGAGGAUGUCUCGCGCGCGAAACCGACCGAAGCAUGCACUUUACGGUAUCACCUCCGGCGGCAACGCAUUUGCAAGCAGUCUCGCAAGCGGUAUUGGUGGCCUGGCGCGUCAUCCAAUCCAGGGCGCAGAGAAGGAGGGAGUCGCAGGCUUCGUGAAAGGCGUCGGGAAAGGGUUCCUCGGCCUUGCUACCAAGCCCGCCAUUGGUGCCUUCGAUCUCGCAUCCAACAUGGCCGAAGGCGUCCGCAAUACGACCACCGUCUUCGACCAAGAAGGCCUCGAUCGCGUCCGCCUGACCCGGUUUAUCGGCCAAGACGGCAUUGUCCGACCCUACUCGCAGCGCGAAUCGCUCGGCCAGUUCUGGCUGAAGACGGUUGACAAUGGGAAGUACUUCAACGACGACUACAUCGCGCACCUGGAGCUGGAAGGGCGGGACAUGAUCGUGAUCCUGACGUACAACGGGAUCAUGCUGGUCCGGUCGAAGCGGCUCACGUCCGAGUGGGACGUCCCGCUCAAGGACAUCCAGACGAUCUCGAAGGAGCGGACGGGCAUGAGCAUCACGCUGAAGGGGGGGACGAAUGGCCCGUUCAUCCCGAUUCAGGAUGAGCCGAGCAGGAAUUGGCUAUACAGGCAGAUUGCCGUGGCGGUGAAUGCGUACAAUGAUAAAUGGAGUGCUGCCACAUAG
Messenger RNA from Eremomyces bilateralis CBS 781.70, 9591 nucleotides. Its product is annotated as vacuolar protein sorting-associated protein 13. The coding region runs from base 1 to 9591 and encodes 3196 amino acids. The record is from RefSeq and is a predicted model, not a curated record. Gene Ontology annotation, biological process: mitochondrion organization; protein retention in Golgi apparatus; late endosome to vacuole transport. Gene Ontology annotation, cellular component: extrinsic component of membrane. NCBI's taxonomy places the organism in Eukaryota, Fungi, Ascomycota, Dothideomycetes, Eremomycetales, Eremomycetaceae. The transcript has 2 exons.